CAAGGUCCGAUGGUUUAGAGCUUGCACGACCAACUAUCGCCUCGACUCCCUAGCCAAGGUACAACCAAGCAACACCUCACACAUAUCUCAUACGACAACAUCACGGGGGGAAUUGAGAAAUGGAGAGCCCUCAUGAGCACCAGCAGAACCUCCUGCUUUCGAGGAUCAUCACCAACGUUGAGAAACUGAAUGAAUCUAUCUUGGUCAUGAACAAGCAGCUGCAGGACAUUAACAUUCAGAACAUGAACAUCGAGCUUGUAGCCCAGAUGUUUAAGAACUACCAGUCAAAUGUCCUUUUCCACCUGGAAGCUACCGAUGGGCUUAAGGAGCCUUCGUGAGAUUCAGGCUGGGGAUAGCAUGAGACCUGAAAGACAGGCGCAUCGGGCAGCAGGAUUGUCAAUUGCCAACAUACAUGCGACAUGGAGUCUGAUAAUAUUAAAAAAAAAUUAGAAGCAAAGGAAAAAAGAUUUCUCUUGAGAAAGCCACCACUUCGCUCUAAGAAUUUGCUGACAGACGGGCAACUAACGUCAUUGAGCCGAUACCAUUAUAUCAUUCGAAACUGAUUCCACAUAGUCUCCAAUAUGUCCUUCCUACAUGGGCGUGAUUAUGUAUGUACGGAUUAUAGGCUGGCCAUUUGCACUUGCCCCACUCGUGGCGCGUCUACGCGAUCUGGUUAUUUAAUUAACCUAGAGAUCUUAAAAGUCAGAGGCAUACAAGUUCCUGUGU
Truncatella angustata is the source of this 726-nucleotide messenger RNA. Its product is annotated as DASH complex subunit Dad4. Gene Ontology annotation, biological process: attachment of spindle microtubules to kinetochore. Bases 120 to 338 code for a protein of 72 amino acids. The record is from RefSeq and is a predicted model, not a curated record. The transcript is spliced from 5 exons. Gene Ontology annotation, cellular component: mitotic spindle; DASH complex. NCBI's taxonomy places the organism in Eukaryota, Fungi, Ascomycota, Sordariomycetes, Amphisphaeriales, Sporocadaceae.